AUGUCGCUCCCCUCUCACUGCCUGGAGAAUUCCGUAUUCUUUCGCAAAGGCGAUUACCUAAACUUCGAAAAACUGUCGAAUGGAGUAAAAACGAGUCUGAAGUUCGCAAAAAUCCCCGACUUCCACACGAUCGAUGAGGAAUCGUACUUCGCAGCUGAGAUGAGAAUUGAAGGUUUGAAAGUAAUGACUGCAGCCCUAGCAGCUGACGACGUACUAAAUAUUCGUCUGCAGGAGGCGAAAAACCCAAGUGCGAUUAGAAACAUAAAUUUCUUCAUUCCAAUUGAGGCCAAUGCACAACUGGUUUCCGUUGAAGUUUUCGGGGGAGAAACAAUUUACAUUCGUGCACCAGUUGUCGAAAUUCCUCCCUAAGACGACGAAACAACUUGUGCAAUAUAUUUUGUGAUAUUUAAAGCCUGAA
Diachasma alloeum is the source of this 418-nucleotide messenger RNA. RefSeq lists its product as uncharacterized. Lineage: Eukaryota; Metazoa; Arthropoda; Insecta; Hymenoptera; Braconidae. Bases 1 to 369 code for a protein of 122 amino acids. The record is from RefSeq and is a predicted model, not a curated record. The transcript has 2 exons.